This is a messenger RNA of Debaryomyces hansenii CBS767, 1041 nucleotides long. RefSeq names its product ketoreductase. Gene Ontology annotation, molecular function: ketoreductase activity. Gene Ontology annotation, cellular component: endoplasmic reticulum. The transcript has a single exon. The coding region runs from base 1 to 1041 and encodes 346 amino acids. NCBI's taxonomy places the organism in Eukaryota, Fungi, Ascomycota, Pichiomycetes, Serinales, Debaryomycetaceae. Gene Ontology annotation, biological process: fatty acid elongation. The record is from RefSeq and is a predicted model, not a curated record.
AUGUCACUUUGUCAAUUCGUGUCAUCAAUCAGUGAUUGUAGGAUCACCCAAGCUUUAAUAUAUGGUGUUUUGUUUGUUGGUGUUUACAAAAUUACCACAUUCACUUUAAGUGUUGGUUCGUUAUUAGUGGAUCUUUUUGUCUUGCCAGCAGUCGAUUUUAAGAAGUAUGGAGCUAAACAAGGCAAGUGGGCGGUUGUUACUGGUGCGUCCGAUGGAAUUGGUAAGGAAUAUGCUUAUCAAUUGGCCUCUAGAGGCUUGAACGUUGUUUUAAUUUCAAGAACUCUCUCGAAAUUGGAAUUAAUUGCUACUGAAAUUGAAACUAAAUACAAGGUAAGCACCGAAGUCAUUGCAUUCGAUGCUUCCACCGAUAAUGAUGCCAACUACGCUAAGAUCUUGCACACCGUGUCCAACUUGCCUGUCACCGUGUUGGUUAAUAAUGUCGGCCAGUCCCACUCCAUCCCAGUGCCAUUCUUGGAAACCGAAGAUAAGGAAUUGAGAGACAUCAUUACCAUCAAUAACACAGUCACUUUGAAAAUCACCCAGGCCGUGGCCCCUGUUAUCGCAGACACCGUCGCCAAGGAAAAUAAAAAGGUCAAGGGCUUAAUCUUAACCAUGGGCUCGUUCGGUGGGUUGUUGCCAACCCCGUACUUGGCUACAUACUCCGGUUCAAAGUCCUUCUUACAAGCCUGGUCCUCGGCCUUGGCCGGUGAAUUGAAGCCUCAAGGUAUCGACGUCCAAUUGGUCAUCUCGUACUUGGUCACCUCCGCCAUGUCCAAGAUCAGACGCUCUUCGGCAUCCAUUCCAAACCCAAAGAACUUCGUCACCUCCGUAUUGAACACUGCUGGUCGUCGUUGUGGUGCCCAAGAAAGAUUUGCCACCACUACUCCCUACUGGACCCAUGCAUUGAUGCACUUUGGGAUCGAAAAUACUGUGGGUGUCUACUCAAAAUUCGCCAACUCCUUGAACUUUAGCAUGCAUAAAAGUAUCCGUGUCAGAGCUUUGAAGAAAGCUGCUCGUGCAAACGCUACAAAGACCGAUUAG